AUGUCCUCCAAACAGCAGCUUGCCUGCACCUACGCCGCCCUGAUUCUUGCCGAUAGCGGCAAGACGGAUAUGGACAGCCUGUUGAAAGUGACAAAGGCCGCCGGUGUUGACGUCAGCAAAGGGAUGGCCUCGGCGUUUGCCAGCAUCCUCAAGAACGUUGACAUCAACGACGUGCUCUCCAAAGUGAGCUUUGGUGGUGUUGCUCCUGCUGCCGGUGGUGCCACCGCUGCUCCUGCUGCUGCUGCCGCCGCCGCCCCCGCCGCCGCCGCCGCCGCGAAGAAGGAAGAGGAAGAGGAAGACGACGAUAUGGGCUUUGGUCUGUUUGACUAG
Molecule: messenger RNA, 330 nt
Organism: Trypanosoma cruzi
Lineage: Eukaryota; Euglenozoa; Kinetoplastea; Trypanosomatida; Trypanosomatidae
Product: 60S acidic ribosomal protein, putative
Exons: 1
Coding region: 1-330 (109 amino acids)
Biological process (GO): translational elongation; cytoplasmic translation
Cellular component (GO): cytosolic large ribosomal subunit; ribosome
Molecular function (GO): structural constituent of ribosome; ribonucleoprotein complex binding; protein kinase activator activity
Source: RefSeq, a predicted model, not a curated record